AUGAAGAAGAUUAGAAGCAGAGGUAGUUUUUAUGGUAAUUGCCCUCAAUGUAAUAAACCUAGGACUAACCUGAAUUUUUGUAUUAAUUGCCAACAUAAUUAUCACAUUGAAAAUUUUGAUAGGUGGUCAAGUGGUAAUUUGAAGAUUGACGAACUUAUUAGAUAUACACAGGUAAACUCGACUCAUCAUGAUCUUUUGGAAUGGAUCAAAUGGGAUGAUAUUGAACUUAUUGAAUACCGUGAUAAAGGUUGCUUUGGUGAAAUCCAUUCUGCGUACUGGUUGAGUGGUCCUUUGUCUAUGUGGGAUCGUGAUUUAGAGUACUAUAAUAGACAUGGCCCAACUAAAGUUGCUAUCAAAAAAAUUGAUAAUUCGCAAGAGCUCAGUCAAGAAUUCGUAAACAAAUUAUAUGAUUUCCAUCGAUGUACAAAAAACAAUUACAUUGUAGAUUUUUUUGGUAUAACGUGUGACGAUACAUCUAAUUAUUGUUUGGUAUUAAAGUACUAUGAAGACGGAAAUAUCUAUAAAUUCCUUGAUAAAUCAGAAGGACUAUUGUGUUGGCGAGACAUAGUUGAAAUCAUUUGGUUGAUCGCUGGUGGAUUGAAAUGCAUACAUCGAGAAAAAUUAUGUCACGGAAAUUUUCAUUGUGGAAAUAUAUUGAUCGAUAAUAGAGGUGAUCUCCUUGAUGUUGCGAUUACUGAUGUUGGAUCUGGAAUCCGUCCAUUUUCAGACAUUGCUCACGACGAAAAACUUGCAAAUGAAAUAAUCGUAGAUGGGAAAAGGCCAAAAAUAUGUGAAAACAAUUUUCCAAAAGUUUUUAUUGACCUUAUGAGAAGAUGUUGGGAAAACGACACUAAAAGACGGCCAACCGCAAAGGAAUUAUUUGAAAUUACUGGGAGGUGGGUAUCCGAUACUUGUGAUAAUCCGAGUCCCAAUGAAACUAGUCGUCAAUUUGAUGAUGCCGAGGAUAAAAAAUUCAUGGAACUCGAAAAAACCCCUUUCUCCCAACCAAAGAUUCAUCCUUUAGCAAUUUAUACGAGCAGACUACUGGAUUUUCCUGGAAUUCGAAUAAAAUUAAUUUGUUUUAAAUGGACAGCUUUAAAGUUGGCAGUUGAUCAUCAAUGGGGUGGUGUUGACUCUGAGGAUAAACAAGAAUGGCUUAUUGGUGAAAUUGUAGAUUAUUUCGAAAAAAAUCAUAAAAAUGCCGAUAUUGAAGAUUUAGAAAUGAUUUUGACACAAGUUAUGAUGGAUGAAUUUGAUACUCUAUUAGAAGAUGAUUCGGCAUAUCAGUUAUCAUAUGCAGAAGGAGAUUAUCCAUUAGGUUACAAUUACUUUAAACUAAAAUUGAAGUCUGCCUUUAUUAAGAAAAGUGAAUUAACUGAUCCAUUGAAAAUACAAGAAACAAUUAAUCACAGAGAAUACCUUUUAAAAUGGUUCGAUUUCCCUCCAUACAAACUUGAUUAUUAA
This is a messenger RNA of Entrophospora sp. SA101, 1464 nucleotides long. The record is from the annotation of a GenBank genome assembly. NCBI's taxonomy places the organism in Eukaryota, Fungi, Glomeromycota, Glomeromycetes, Entrophosporales, Entrophosporaceae.